GCAGCAUUUUUCUUUUAUCACCAAUAGAGCACAUUGCGGGUUUUAUUGUUAAAUUUCAUCAGAUUUCUCGAAUUGUAGUGCAGUGAUUGAGUUGGCUGAUCCGACUUGGUGAUUACGCGAUGAUUAUCUUUACGAAUCAGGGAAAUCCCCUUGGAUUGAAACUACUCAUUUGUGCAAAAUUCGCUGGUAAAGAUGUGGAAGUGAAGACCGUAACUCUGAACGAUGAUCAGUUGAAAGCGAUAAAGCACCUGCCGAUCCUUCAGCUGUCGAGUGGAGUUCAGUUGUUUUCGACGGAUGUUGCGGCCAAGUAUCUGCUGCCGGACGAAACGCCCGUCAUCCAGCGCGACGAGUGGCUCGAGUGGUCCAGUACGCGGUUGGCACCGGCCCUGACCCACAAUAUGGCCGUCGGAAGUCGACAGGAUCCGAACACGAAACCGAUACUGAAUUCGCUGGUCAAGUUCUUGGACGAUUGUCUGAGUAAGAAUACGUUUCUAACGGGGGAGAAGCUGACGUCGGCUGACAUCUCCGUGUGGAGUCUGCUGGCACCGGACGGCACGCUGAAGGGAGCGCAAAAUAUCGAUAAUCUCCUGCGGUGGUAUCGUGCGAUUAACGCCAUGCCGGAAGUGAAGCAAGCACUCGAGCAGCUUCCCUUGAAGGAACUAAGUUUCGCCUCGCUGCAGCAAUCGAAUCGAUUUGGCGGUUUGCAUCACAUUGUACUCGAUCCGCAGAUCAUCGAUUUCGAAGGCCAGGUGCUGGUGGAUACUUCCGACAACAUUGCUGCUACGGUUCAGAAGGAGGAGAUUCAGCUGGCCAAGGAUUCGUUCGUUGUGGUUGCCGAUCGAGCGGGUGAGGAAGAGAAAAUUGUGCUGCCAAAGGCAGGGCAGAAGAAUAACCUAGUUACUUCGGCGCUGCCGUACGUGAACAAUGUUCCCCACUUGGGAAACAUUAUCGGUUGCGUCCUUUCGGCGGACAUUUUUGCUCGCUAUUCUCGACUUUGCGGUUACAAUACGUUGUACAUCUGUGGAACGGAUGAGUAUGGAACGGCAACGGAGACGAAGGCUUUGGCGGAAAAUCUGUCACCUAAACAGAUUUGCGAUAAGUAUUUCGAAAUUCACAACUCGAUUUAUCGUUGGUUUGGCAUUGGGUUCGAUUACUUCGGAAGAACGACCACGGAUGAGCAGACACGGAUUGUUCAGGAGAUGUUUGUAGAUUUGUACAAUGGAGGAUUCAUUGAGACGCGAGCUGUGGAUCAGUUGCUUUGUCAGAAAUGUGAACGCUAUCUGGCUGAUCGGUUCGUUGAGGGAACCUGUCCGCAUCCGGGUUGUGGUUAUGAGGAUGCCCGUGGUGAUCAGUGCGAUGCUUGUGGAAAGCUGGUUAACGCUAUCGAAUUGAUUCGUCCAAGGUGCAAGGUUUGUAACACCUCACCGGUCAUCUGCCAGUCAAGUCAAUUUUUCCUGGAUUUGCCGAAAAUCGAACCCACUCUGCGAGAAUGGGUUGAUCGAGCGGAAACCGGCUGGACACACAAUGCUCGCGUAAUCACUCGUGCAUGGCUGAAGGAAGGUCUCAAAUCCCGCUGCAUUACGCGUGAUCUCAAGUGGGGCAUUCCCGUUCCGCUUGAAGGUUACGAAGACAAGGUGUUCUAUGUGUGGUUUGAUGCGCCAAUCGGUUACAUCUCAAUGACCAGUCGAUAUAGCAAGGAAUGGCGACAGUGGUGGCAGCCAGCUCAGGACACCAAAGUCGAUCUCUACCAGUUCAUGGCCAAAGAUAAUGUUCCCUUCCACUCGGUUAUGUUCCCUGCUUCGCUGAUCGGUAUCAACAAAGGCUACACGCUCGUUUCGCACAUCAUGGCAACGGAAUAUCUCAACUAUGAGGAUGGAAAGUUCAGCAAGAGUCGUGGAAUCGGCGUUUUUGGAAACGACGCCCAAGCUACGGGCAUUCCGGCUGACGUUUGGCGUUUCUAUCUUGGUGCAGCUCGACCUGAAGGUCAGGAUUCAAGCUUCAGCUGGAACGAUCUGGCGGCUCGGAACAACAAUGAACUGCUGAAGAAUCUCGGAAACUUUGUGAACCGUGCGCUUGUUUUUUGUGAAAAAUAUUUCGAUUCGACAGUUCCACCGAUAAAGUUGAACGAUGAAGACUACACCAUGCUGGCGCUCAUUAAUCGUGAACUGAAGGGUUACAUUCAUCAGAUGGAGAGGGCUCGACUACGAGACGGGAUUCGGCAUUUGCUUACCAUCUCCCGUUACGGUAACCAGUACAUGCAAUCGGAAGAACCAUGGGUGCUAGUUAAAGGAACCGAUGACCAGAAGGCACGUGCUGGAACCGUGAUUGGCUUAUGCGCAAAUAUUGCCUGUCUCCUGGCAACCCUCAUAUUCCCCUUCAUGCCGACAACUGCCCGCAACCUUUACACUCAGUUGAACGUCCGCCCCGGCCAUCUCGACUCAGAAAAACCACAAAUGUGUAUUCUUCUGCCCAGUGGCCACAAGAUCGGCAAACCAGCCGUUCUAUUUAACAAAAUCGAGCAGAGUAAAAUCGAUGAGCUGAAGAAAAAGUAUGCCGGCACCCAGCAGCAGCAGCCGCCGCAGGCGGCAACGCCCCAAUCUCCGAAGGAUACCUCUCCUACCAGUAAACUGUUUACCGAUUUUCAAGAAGCCCAGAAAGCCGUUGACGAACAGGCCGACAAGGUACGCAAGAUGAAAUCGGCCAACACCGACAAAAGCGUCUGGAUGCCGGAGGUUAACAUUCUGAUCGAGUUGAAAAAACAGCUUCUGUCCUUCGUCCAACCCCGACUGUCGCAGAGCGUGGCAACGCCAACCGACCAGCAGCAACCAACCGCCAAGACAGGCGCUGGUAAAAAGAAGAAAAACAAACAAUAAGCUCGGCUUAGUGUCGAUUUCAAUUGGAAAUUUUCACCAUCAAAUGUUAAUAACGAAUGUUCAUUAAAAUUCGUUUCGCUUAUCGUAAAAUAAAUGUCAAU
Sabethes cyaneus is the source of this 2974-nucleotide messenger RNA. It is a transcript of the gene MetRS, whose product is annotated as methionine--tRNA ligase, cytoplasmic. The coding region runs from base 120 to 2873 and encodes 917 amino acids. The record is from RefSeq and is a predicted model, not a curated record. The transcript has 3 exons. Gene Ontology annotation, biological process: methionyl-tRNA aminoacylation. Gene Ontology annotation, molecular function: methionine-tRNA ligase activity; ATP binding. Gene Ontology annotation, cellular component: cytosol; aminoacyl-tRNA synthetase multienzyme complex. NCBI's taxonomy places the organism in Eukaryota, Metazoa, Arthropoda, Insecta, Diptera, Culicidae.